Messenger RNA from Suncus etruscus (white-toothed pygmy shrew), 1046 nucleotides. RefSeq names its product pyrroline-5-carboxylate reductase 3 (gene PYCR3). Gene Ontology annotation, biological process: L-proline biosynthetic process. The coding region runs from base 20 to 868 and encodes 282 amino acids. The transcript has 6 exons. The record is from RefSeq and is a predicted model, not a curated record. Lineage: Eukaryota; Metazoa; Chordata; Mammalia; Eulipotyphla; Soricidae. Gene Ontology annotation, molecular function: pyrroline-5-carboxylate reductase activity.
CGUAGUGGGCCGGAGCACGAUGGCGGCGGCCUUGGCUGCAGAGUCCCCGGGCUCCACUCGGGGCCCGUCACGCGUGGGUUUCGUGGGCGCGGGCCGCAUGGCCGAGGCCAUCGCGAGCGGCCUCAUCCGAGCAGGAAAAGUGGAAGCGCAGCUCGUGUUGGCCAGCGCGCCCUCAGACAGGAACCUCUGCCACUUCCGGGCCCUGGGCUGCAAGACGACGCACUCUAACCAGGAAGUGCUGCAGACAUGCCAGCUGGUCUUCUUUGCCACCAAGCCCCACAUCCUGCCCUCCGUCCUGGUAGAGGUGGCCUCCGUGGUUACCUCUCAGCAUAUCCUGGUGUCCGUGGCUGCAGGGAUCUCACUAAGCACCUUAGAAGAGCUGCUGCCCCCCAUGGCCCGGGUCCUCCGGGUGUCACCCAACUUGCCCUGUAUGGUCCAGGAGGGGGCCAUAGUCCUGGCACGGGGCCGCCAUGUGAGGGACAGUGAGGCCCAACUCCUGCAGACCCUGCUGGGAGCCUGUGGACAGUGCGAGGAGGUGCCCGAGGUCCACAUAGACGUCCACACCGGCCUCAGCGGCAGCGGCGUAGCCUUUGUGUGUGCCUUCUCCGAAGCCCUGGCCGAAGGUGCUGUCAAGAUGGGCUUGCCCAGUGGCCUGGCACAUCGCAUCGCUGCCCAGACGCUGCUGGGCACAGCUAGGAUGCUCCUGCAGGGUGGCCAGCAUCCAGCCCAACUGCGGACGGACGUGUGCACGCCCGGUGGCACCACCAUCCACGGCCUGCACGCAUUGGAGCGAGGUGGGCUGCGGGCAGCUGUCAUGGACGCCGUGGAGGCUGCCACCUGCCGGGCCAGAGAGCUGAGCAAAAAGUAGAGAGGAGGCAGGGACCUAUCUGCCUUGGCUUCCCUCGGGGGGGCAGUAGGGAUGGGGUAAAGCCACCAGGAGGGGCCCUGACUGUAGGACGUGGCUCUCCAAGCCCAGAAGGCUCCGCAAGCCACGGCAGGACCCCAGGCCCACUGCCCUUCCCAGCCCCUCUGCGUCCUCCAGUCUC